Molecule: messenger RNA, 1593 nt
Organism: Aspergillus sclerotioniger CBS 115572
Lineage: Eukaryota; Fungi; Ascomycota; Eurotiomycetes; Eurotiales; Aspergillaceae
Product: putative MFS transporter
Exons: 5
Coding region: 1-1593 (530 amino acids)
Biological process (GO): transmembrane transport
Molecular function (GO): transmembrane transporter activity
Source: RefSeq, a predicted model, not a curated record
AUGGCGGCAGGAAUUCCAAGUCUCUCGGUUAAGACGGUGCAGAAAAUUGAGGAAGAGGACCAGCACCCUCAUCGUUCACUAGGUCACGUACGCUUGCGCCACCACGAGACCAACGAGGUUAUUCUGGUCCCUACUCCCUCGGACGACCCAAACGAUCCGCUGCGAUGGUCUACCUCGUACAAGAUUUACAUCGCCAUCCUCGUCUCUCUCGCCAUGGUGAUGUGUAACUUCAUGUCAGCCGGCCCGACCGUCGCCAUGGUGGACGUCGCUGCCGACUUCAACGCCAGCGUGUCUCGCGCAGCCUACUUCUUCAACAACAGCGCUCUGCUGCAAGGAGUCUCCAACUUGAUCUGGGUCCCGCUCUUGAAUAAGUAUGGGCGCCGGCCCAUCUAUCUUUCGGCUUACCUGCUCUAUUUCUUCAUGAUCCUGGGAGCCGGGUUGGCGAAGACCUAUGCCGGCGAACUCACCACCCGCACGCUAUUGGGAGUGGGUGCCGGCGCUGGUGAGUGUCUGGCACCGGUCACCAUCGCGGAUGUCUUCUAUCUUCACCAGCGUGGAUAUGGCAUGGCAAUCUAUAAUUCGGCAUUGAGUGCCGGCGUCUCCUUUGGGAUUAUUAUAUCCGGCCUGGUCACAAUCAACCACUCCUGGCGCGCCAUCUACUGGGUCGGCUGUGGGCUAGUGGGUGGCCUUCUCCUCAUCGUCGUAUUCUUCUUCCCCGAGACUGCCUUCGUAAGAUCUACAAACCCGGACGAUCUCCUGGGGGCCCAGAAGUAUGCCGAGCAUGUCGAGUCCCGGGGAUCCGAGGUCCUCCAGCAGAAGCAGGGCUACCUGCAGAGUCUGCGUUUCUGGUCGGGACAGACAUACACGGAUGAAUCGCUCUGGCGCAUGUUCGUUCGUCCUUUCGGGCUCAUUCUGCUUCCCCCCAUCUUCUGGGCCACCAUCGUCAUGUCCGUGACCAUCGGCUUCCUAGUGGCGGUCACCUCGAACUUUGCGAGUGCGUUCAGCGAGGUGUAUGGAUUUGCCGCCUGGCAGAGUGGCUUGUGUUUCAUCGCCGGCAUGCUGGGUUGCGUCCUGGGUACUUUUGCCGGGGGGCCAUUUUCAGACUGGGUGGCCGAUGUUCUCACCAAGCGCAACGGAGGCAUUCGGGAGCCGGAGAUGCGCCUGCCCGCCAUUAUUCCCAGUGUCAUUGCGGCCCCGUUGGCUCUGCUGCUGUAUGGGUUUGGUAUCGGACGCGGCUGGCAUUGGAUUGUGCCCACGAUCGGGCUGGGACUGUUGUCCUUUGCCAUCAGCCAGGGAACCAACGUCUCCUUCGUUUAUUGCGUCGACUCUUAUCGUCCGGUGGCCGGUGAGGUUGCCGUCACCCAGCUGGCGUUCAAAUCGUGCUUUGGGUUUCUUCUAUCCUUCUACACCAACCCGUGGAUCGCUGAAUCGGGGUAUGAGGCCGCCUUUGGCGCCAUGGCCGGCAUCUCGGGCGGUUGCCUGCUGUUUUUCUUCCCUUUAUAUUUGUGGGGAAGAUCCAUCCGGACGGCAUCGAUGAAGUGGCCAUUUGUUCAGUUUGUCUUCUGGAAGGAUGAUCGGGAAGUUGGAGAGUAA